AUGGAGACCAAUCCAGAAAUUAUCCAGCCUGCAGUGUCGCAGGACGACCAAGCUGUCGCAGUCUUUCUCAUCCAUGAUGGCGGCGGUACAACAUUUUCUUACCACUGUCUGGCUCCUCUUGACCGCCCUGUUUAUGGGAUUUAUAACCCCAACUUUAGCAGUGGAGAGCCUUUUGAUGGUGGACUUUGCGAUAUGGCCCGUUUCUACGUUGAUUUAAUCGUAGAAGCUGUGGGCAAGAAUGACUUCCCUAAGCGAUACGAUGCCAAUGGGAGGGUUCAGGUUAUUCUUGGUGGCUAUAGCAUGGGCGGCCACUUGAGCUUGGAAAUGGCGCAUCAACUGGAUAGCAAAGACGCCAACAUCAAAGUCAUCGGCAUCCUCAUGAUCGACACCGUUUACCCCCAGAAGCAAUUGAACGGAACCGUCAGAAACACCGCAAGUGAAGAAUCUGUGGAGGAAGAGGAUAGGUCUCACAUUCUUGCCCAGCGCGCAAUAGCUGAUGCGAACCGCAUGAUAGAUGCGUGGACACCUCCAGUUUGGAAUGCAGACUCUGCAGAGCGUCGUCCCCGAAUCAUCCUGCUUCGGGCCAAGGAGGCUGUACCGCUGGAUAGAGACGGAACUAUGCACUUGGGUCGAAAAGAGCGGAACCUGGGAUGGGACAUGUAUGAGAAGGAUUUGUUUUUCAAUGUGGCAGACAUCGAGGGGCAUCAUUUUGAGAUCUUUGCAUUCAGGUACCUUGACGGUAUUUCGGAUAGCACCAAAGAGGCCUUGGAUGCUCUGGAGAAUGCAGCGUUGAAGGAUUGA
This is a messenger RNA of Fusarium proliferatum ET1, 801 nucleotides long. RefSeq lists its product as uncharacterized. The record is from RefSeq and is a predicted model, not a curated record. NCBI's taxonomy places the organism in Eukaryota, Fungi, Ascomycota, Sordariomycetes, Hypocreales, Nectriaceae. Gene Ontology annotation, biological process: biosynthetic process. The coding region runs from base 1 to 801 and encodes 266 amino acids. The transcript has a single exon.